GGGCCAACUUGCCAGCAAAUACAAAAAAAAAAAGAGAAAAAACCCAUUUAAUAAUAACAAUAAUAAUAAAAAGAACAUUAUUGCAAUGAGGUUCGCUUCGCUCAUAUUCAUAUUCUGGCCCCAUUGGUGGCUAGCAUUCACCACUAAAGCGGCAAUAGUUCCGUCGUUGGACAAGCCUUCAAUCGAGUCAAUCGAGUCAAUACAAAACCAGACACAGACCAAGAUCCAGUUCCAGAUCCAAGCCGGUGAUACCAAUUCAACAUUGAAAUUAGUUCAUGUGGUGUUUCGUCAUGGUCCAAGAACUCCAGUAAAUACUUAUCCAAAAGAUCCCCAUAUAAAUAAUACCUACGAGCCUUAUGGUUGGGGUCAUUUGACCAAUUCAGGUAAGGUGGAACUCUAUAAAAUAGGUAAACAGUUGCGUCAACGUUAUAAGGACUUUCUGGAGCCCUACUAUAAGCCGGAUAUGAUUCAUGCUCAAUCCACGGAAUCGCCACGUACUUUAAUGUCCUUACAAAUGUUACUUGCCGGCUUUUUUCCUCCCGAAAACACGCCAAUGGAAUGGAGUUACUUGUUAAAUUGGCAACCUAUACCGAUUUAUAUGGAUCGUGAGGAAAAUGAUUUGAGACUACGACAAAUGGUGCCAUGUCCACGUUACGAUGAAGCCGUAAGAGAGGUCAUGAAUUUUCCCGAAGUUAAAAAACUACACGAAGAUAACUCAAAACUACUGCAAGAACUGACCGAAAUCACAGGUCUAAAUGUUACCUAUGCCCAUGAUGUGACUAAUGUAUUUAUUUCCCUUCAUGCCGAACAGUCUUACGGCUUGAAAUUGCCGCAAUGGACGAAGGAUUAUUAUCCAGACAGAAUGCGUAGCCUGGCAGCGAAAUCGUAUCAAUACGAUGCAUAUACCCUGGAGUUAAGGAAACUAAAGGGAGGCUAUUUCCUGGAUCACAUGUUUAAGGAAAUGCAGGCCAAAGUGGCUGGCACUUUGGAACCCACGAAUAGAAAAAUGUUCAUUAUGUGUGGUCAUGAUUGGACUAUAGCAAAUGUAUUAGCUGCCCUCAAUAUUUGGCUAGAUGAAAUGUUAAGUUUCUCGGCUUUAAUUGCAUUCGAGUUGCAUCAAAGAAACGAUUCAGAUGAAUAUUUCGUAGAGAUUUAUUUCCAAAAUGAUCCCAAUGGAGAGUUGAAGCAAAUGCAAGUACCCGGCUGUGGUAAGCAAUGUCCAUUGGAAAAAAUACAAGAAUUAUCGCAAAAUGUAUUACCUGAUGCCCCCUACGAACAACUCUGCACUGCCAAGGGAACAAUUGAAGGUGCAAGAAUCAGUUAUCAUUAGUAAAUAAAAUCAGAAUCUAUAAUACAA
Molecule: messenger RNA, 1357 nt
Organism: Drosophila willistoni
Lineage: Eukaryota; Metazoa; Arthropoda; Insecta; Diptera; Drosophilidae
Product: venom acid phosphatase Acph-1
Exons: 5
Coding region: 86-1330 (414 amino acids)
Biological process (GO): dephosphorylation
Molecular function (GO): phosphatase activity
Source: RefSeq, a predicted model, not a curated record